Messenger RNA from Bactrocera tryoni, 720 nucleotides. RefSeq names its product ATP synthase subunit delta, mitochondrial (gene ATPsyndelta). Gene Ontology annotation, biological process: proton motive force-driven ATP synthesis. The record is from RefSeq and is a predicted model, not a curated record. Lineage: Eukaryota; Metazoa; Arthropoda; Insecta; Diptera; Tephritidae. The transcript has 4 exons. Gene Ontology annotation, molecular function: proton-transporting ATP synthase activity, rotational mechanism. Bases 115 to 588 code for a protein of 157 amino acids.
UAUGAAAUAGUGCCGAUUUCGAAGCUUUCUGUGUGUGGUUCUAAGAAACACAGUUUUGUAUAUUUUUAACAAAUUGUUCGGUCAUUGCCAUUUUUUGCUUUUAUAACAUAUAAAAUGUCGUUUGUUCGGAAUGCUCGUUAUUUAAUGGGGCGCAGCAUCCAUAAUAUACAAAAGCGCGGAUUUGCUGAUGAGAUGAAACUUACUUUCGCUGCUGCUAAUCAAACAUUUUAUGAUCAAUCGGAGGUUCGUCAGAUUGAUGUUCCUUCAUUCAGCGGAAGUUUUGGUAUACUUGCAAAACACGUACCCACUUUAGCCGUUUUGAAGCCUGGUGUAGUGCAGGUCAUUGAAAACGAUGGAAAAACCUCAAAAUAUUUUGUAUCAAGUGGCUCAAUAACAGUAAAUGAAGAUUCAUCUGUUCAAGUUUUGGCUGAGGAAGCGCAUAAGGUCGAGGAUAUUGACGUUUCUGAGGCGAAACAGCUUUUGUCACAAUAUCAAUCACAACUAAAUUCUGCUUCCAGUGAAGAAGCUAAAGCGGAAGCAGCCAUAGCUAUUGAAUGUGCAGAGGCUCUUGUCCGCGCUGCAGAAUAAAGUCGAUUAUUUUCUCUACAUCGUUAAGGUGAUAGAAAAUGGUAUACAAAAUGAAUAUCUGCUUGAAUGUUCAAACUGAAACUCAUACUUAAAGUUUGAAUAAACUAUAAAAAUGUCGACAUGUGAUGAUUU